Molecule: messenger RNA, 480 nt
Organism: Acanthosepion pharaonis
Lineage: Eukaryota; Metazoa; Mollusca; Cephalopoda; Sepiida; Sepiidae
Source: the annotation of a GenBank genome assembly
AUGAUCUAUCUAUCUAUCUAUCUAUUGACCACUAAUAUUAUCUAUCUAUCUAUCUAUCUAUCUAUCUAUCUAUCUAUCUAUAUAUAUAUAUUGACCACUAAUAUUAUCUAUCUAUCUAUCUAUCUAUCUAUCUAUCUAUCUAUCUAUCUAUGGCAUCUACAUGACUUACUCUUUUACUCAUUUCUCCCCACAGUUCUUGCAAAUAUUCCUUAUUUCUUUGAUUUCCAUCAAAUACCAUUCAUUUUUUCUUUCUUUCUUUCUUUCUUUCUUUCUUUCUUUCUUUCUUUCUUUUCCACUUUGUCUCUAAUUGCAGCCCUGACCUUACCGGUCACUGAACUAAUUCGCUUUUCAAUAAUAACUGAAAAUAUCUAUCUAUCUAUCUAUCUAUCUAUCUAUCUACCUAUCUAUCUAUCUAUCUAUCUUAGUCUUUCGUCGCUAUAUAUCUAUCUCUCUUUCUUCGCUAUCUAUCUAUCUAUCUAA